Messenger RNA from Humulus lupulus (European hop), 1490 nucleotides. RefSeq lists its product as uncharacterized. NCBI's taxonomy places the organism in Eukaryota, Viridiplantae, Streptophyta, Magnoliopsida, Rosales, Cannabaceae. Gene Ontology annotation, biological process: proteolysis. The coding region runs from base 909 to 1295 and encodes 128 amino acids. The transcript has 3 exons. Gene Ontology annotation, molecular function: cysteine-type peptidase activity. The record is from RefSeq and is a predicted model, not a curated record.
CUUGUGACAGUGUUGGUGUUACAAAUGAAGGCCACGCCACUGGUCAAGCUACAGAAGUUGGACCAGAAGAGAGUCAAGGUGACAAAGUUGACUGGUUUGCUCUCAAGGCUCACAUAGAUCAACAAUGUGCAUUGAUAAGAUCAGAAAAUGCAUUGUUGCCUUCAAAGAUAAUUUCCUUACUUCAACAACAGAAUAUCGUAUCAAUGCCCCAAUGUGAUGAUGGUCAUGGUGGCAACUGUACUAGUGAUGAUUACAUGAGAACAUACCAUGAACAAUUUCCUCAUGUUGAAGAGCAGCUUCCUCAGGUUGAUGACCAACCUCCUCUUGAUAAAGAGCAACCUCCCCAAGUUGAAGAGCAACAUCCUCAGGUUGAUGACCAACAUCCUCUUGAUAAAGAGCAACCUCCCCAACUUGAAGAGCACCCUCCCCAAGUUGAAGAACACCCUCCAAAGAGGCCACUAAAGCGUUCACACUACAAGAAAUCACCAUACACUGACCCUUUUCGUCAGACUAGAUUGCGAUGAGAAGAUCAUACCCAGUUUGAUCCUUCAAGGGAGAUUAAUCCUGAAAAAUAAAAGAUGUUUGAUGAACAUUUAAGAAGUCAAAAAAGUAUUGAUUGUGGGCUUGGUUUACGAACUAUAGACUAUUUCCAGCGAAUUAUUAAAGACCAUGAAUGACUAUUUAGUGAGCACAUUGAUGAUGCUUUGUUUGGCAUUAGAAAGCGACAACACGAGUAUCAAGAUGUGAUUCCACAAGAUGCAAUCAUUUUGGAUGAAAAUUUUACUCAAUUGGUGACCAUCAACUUCAACUCUAACCCUAACAUUAUUGAUGAUGAAAUAAGUCAAUAUAUUUCAGGGAAUCAUCCGCAUUUUUGGGGCAAGAAAUGGAAAGGCUCAAAAAAGUUGUAUAUGCCUUUAAACAUAAGGGACCAUCAUUGGGUUGCAGUUAAAGUAGACUUACAAGCAUUAGAGUUGUUUGUUUAUGACUGCAAUAUUGGAGCGACCUCAUCAAAAGAAAUGGAUGCUUUGAUGUUGCCACUCCAAACGAUAAUUCCGACUAUGCUUCGUGUAUCUUCACAAUUUGAGGACAUAGCACAAUGUCUUCACAAACCAUGGACAUAUACACGCUUACUUAGUGUUCCACAAAAUUCAAGGGGAGAUUGUGCAGUGUACACAAUUAAGUUCAUUGAGUUUGACAUGGCUAGUUGUACUUUUGAUCAUCUUUCAGAUGACAUGAUAUCAUUCUACAGAAUGACGAUGGCAGUAGAUAUUCUUUGUCAAGAUUGGGAUCUUUAGUAAUUUGUAUAUUUUAAAAUGUUUGGCUAGUUUCAAGAAUGACAAUGUUUUAAAAACUUUAUACGUAGUUGAAGAUCAUCAUGAAUUUCUCUAGAUUUUCCAACCGUAUACUAAUGUCGGUUGAGCUUUAAAUUUGAAGCUUAUUUAGUAUUUGGAAAUCUCAACUGGAUAUAGUCGAGCUCUACUCAUGUCAGU